This is a messenger RNA of Mesorhabditis spiculigera, 4473 nucleotides long. NCBI's taxonomy places the organism in Eukaryota, Metazoa, Nematoda, Chromadorea, Rhabditida, Rhabditidae. The record is from the annotation of a GenBank genome assembly.
AUGUUUUUACGUCGACAAAACCUUCUUCUAUGCACAGUGUUAUUUAUACGAUUAGAUGCUGUCAAUAUUUCCUAUGUGGCUCGAGAGCUUACAUCGAUCUCAUUGAUAACCGCUGAUCUCAAUGACGGGUCCAUUCGCAAAGAAACUUUGCUUGCUAGCGGGUUCACGGAAAGUGACGAAGUACAUUUAGCUGUUAAUGACAAUACGGGAACCGUUUACUAUUCGCUUGAUGGGAAAAUUAAUUAUGCCUUUCCGAAUGCGAAGGAAACCACAAAUGUCCUGGGAAUUUUUUCAAUAUUUAUGGAUGAGAAAAUAUCUUCUUUAGCUGUAGAUAGUACUAAUGAAUUGUUGUACGUUGGAAUAGCCAAUGAAGUUGUUGAUACACCGUCAAGGAUCGAAGUGUGCCCUUCGUUGACCCGGGAAAAUCUCAAGGAAUGCGCCAUUUUGCUCAACGAAAUCUACGGGAAACCACAUUAUAUGGUGCUCGAUACGGCAAAUGGAUAUAUGUAUUGGAUCAACAGUGAAAUGAAUCGAAUCGAACGAGCAUUGUUGAAUGGCAAAAAUUACGAGCCGGAGCUCUUUCAGCAAUCUGAUGCGCUUUUUGUAGUGCGAGCUGUCCAAGACCAAUCUGAGAUAUGGAAAUGUGAAUUAAAUGGCCUAUAUGAUUGCAAACCAAUCGCUUUAAAAGAACCGAUCCUGCAUUUUGUGGUUCUAAAUGAUUUGCUUCUUUGGUCAGCACUAAAUAGCGGCCUGAGAUAUUGUCAAAUCAACGAUUGCCAACUCGAAUCCCGUAUUCUAAAAUCUACUUCUCCAGAAACGAGUCCAUUGGAGUUAUUUCUACCAUAUACUACCGGCCACCAUACAAACCCAGUCUCUAAAUGUCAACAAAAUAAUGGCGGAUGCUCCCAUUAUUGCUUUCCACUAAAAGGAAACCAUAGUUGCGCUUGCGGGAAGAGUGUAAAACUCUUGCUCGAUCAAAAAAGUUGCGACCCGCGUGGCCCAGAUGAGGUCUUGUUAAUUGCUGCCGUCAGCGGUUUAUUUAUGCUGCCCACAGAUACCAAUUUCACGGUGCCAAUUUUGUUGCAACCGAGUAACGAUACAACAAUUGCCAGGGAUCUUGACUGGAAUCCACGAACUCGACAGUUAUACUGGAUCGAUGCAAGCGAGAUGGUAGUGAGAAGUGCUUAUUUAAACUAUACAAACGUCAAGGUAUAUGAUGAAAAAGGGCGUUCAAAAACCCUGGCAAGGAAUUUGGAUUCGCCAGCCGGUCUUGCGUUGGACACAGAGAAUGGGGAUGCCUUUUUCACGGCCAUUUAUAAUGGCUCGCGGCGCAUUUUCAAGGCAAACCCGUUGCGUGUUGGAUUGGAAAUUUUGAGCCAAUGUUCCUAUGCCGUUACCUCGUUGGAGCUCGAAAAAAAUACGCAGAAACUCUUUUGGGCUGACGACAAUGGGAUCAAAGUGGUGUUGAAAUGUUAUAAUAUUGAAGCUGACGUCAAAUUGAUAAUCCACGGAAUUUUCGGGCAUGCCGGAAUGAGAGCCGUUUCCUUACAUCGAACAUUUACAACAUCUUCUCGUUGUUCGAAUGAAAAUGGUGGCUGUGAACAUUUUUGCGUAUCCAGGCCACAAAAUAAAUUUGAAUGUGCCUGCGCAGACUUUCACGAGCUUCAGACCGAUGGGAAAAGUUGCAAGCCAGCAAAUUCAAACUUAUUGAUAGGUCAAUCAGGCAAAAUCUUCUUAAUCGAGAGCUCCGGAAAAUUACGAGAACUUUCCACGCCGCCCUGCUCUUCCAACCUGAUGGCAUUUACCGUAAAUCAGUCGAACAAGUAUCUAAUACUCGCACACAGCGAUGGCAAAAUUGGCGAAAUCUGGGGUAUAUUUUUAAAUGGGACUGAUCCACGGCAGAUCUACACGCACGAAUCAUUAGCGGAUGUGAAUUCGAUUGCGGUUGAUGAAAGGACAAGGAAUAUUUAUUGGUCUACUCCCUCUGGCAUUGUGAUGAUUGAUUUGAACGGCCGUCACCAGAAAUGGCUAUUUUGGAAGAAGCAAUCUGUCAUUAAGAUUGAAAUUGAUUCGUUGACCUCGAAUUUAUUCACCCUUGGCACACAACCAAAUGCCAUAUUUAAAAUGAACAUGGAUGGCUCUAAUUCGCAAAUUAUAAAACGUUUCACGAAUCCGGUUUCGAAAAUGACGAUCUCUAGCAGUGAAAAGAAAUUUUUCUGGGUAGACGAGGCUGCAAAUGAUACGAAAGUAAUGGUUAUGCAAAUGGAUGGAAAAAAUGAAAAAGUGAUGGAGCGCGCACGAAAUCGUAUCUCUCAACUUGUGGUUCUGAAUAAUGAAGUUAAUUGGGUUGAUGAAAAGGUGCCCCUGCUGAGGAAGCCGUACUCAAACAAAAUUGUUAAACUCGAAAUUGACGUCAAGAAAGUUGUUGGCUUGGGACAGAUUGAACACACGGCUGAAAUCUUUGAGAGCAAAGUCUGUGACUCAACUUUGUGCCCAGAGCUGUGCGUGCAAAACCAGGGUGAAUCGAUUUGCAUGUGCUCGGAUCACCAUUACAUGAUUGAAAAUGAAUGCAAAGCACUCGAUUCCUUCAUCUACAUAUUAACAAAAAAGGGAAUUUACAGAAAGCUGCCGGAAGGAGACAAGGAUCCUCUUCUAAAAACAACCAUCUUCACGCAUGUCCCAUCCGAAUUAAUCUAUGCACAGCUGGGCUCAAAGCUGUAUUUUAUUGGACCAGGCCCUACUGCAAAUUUGUUAUAUUUUGGAACCGAUUUUAGUCAACUAUCGGAAGUUACCGUAGCCCUGCCAAACCUGAAUUGCACUAAAAUCAGCUCACUGGCCUUCGAUGACGUUGGGAGUCAGUUAUUUAUCGCAUGCAGUGAUGUUAAAGACUAUAGUUAUGUUCACGUAUAUAAAGUUGAGGUCCAUGACAGUAAUGUAGAGCUUUCUUUUAUUGGUACAGUGCUGUCAUCGGCAGAGCGUAGGCAACGACAACUGAAUUUUAUCUCGAGUAUCUCUACGUGGUCAGCAUCGGCACGUAUCAAAAACCAGCCAUUUAUCAAUGUGGUUUUGAUGGAAAGAACUGUCGGAGACUUUAUUGUUCCUGACAUUGGAGUGAAACACCAUUACAUCAGACAGCACGCCGAUUCGGUUCUAAAUGUCGCUCCGAUAUCUGCGGAUACUGUGUUGGUAUCGGAAGACGGGUUAUUAGUGCUUAACAAUAAGGAUAACUUACGAGAACUGAGCACAAUGGAAAAUAUCAAUGGAUUACUGUAUUUACCCCCGCUAACAAAACGGGAGAACAGGAAGACGUGCGCUAAAUCGGAGUGUCAUUUCAUUUGUGCAAUGGAUCGAAAUUCAAAAGGGUUUCGCUGUUUGUGUCCCAUUGAUUUUAUUCCUGAUCGACAUAGGCCAAAUAGCUGUGUCCCAGUUACGAGAUGCCUUCCCUGGCAAUUUCUAUGUGAUGAUGGGAGGAAUUGCGUUCAUAAGGCUGCUAGAUGUGACUAUAGCCGGGAUUGCCGUGACAACAGCGACGAAGAAUCCGCUAUUUGCGAGUUGGUAGGUGUGGAUCGAUGGCCAUGUGAUGAUGGACGAGGCAAUAUUAUGAGAACUGCAUAUUGCGACGGAAGAGAGGAUUGUGCAGAUGGAUCUGAUGAACGCUUCUGCCGGUGCGCUGAAGACGAAAUGGAUUGUCUUGCUUGGCCAAAGUCAAAAGAUAUGCAAUGCAUUCAUAAUAGCCGGGUCUGCGAUGGGUAUUCUGAUUGCGAAAAUGGACUCGAUGAGAAUCCGAUGUUAUGCUCAAAAGAAGGCCAUAAGCCAAAAACCAGCGGGCCAGAAUUCAUGUAUCUGGCUCUGCUUUUAUUCAUUUGCAUCCCGAUUUUUGGAAUAUUAUGUUGGUGUUGCAUGCGACAAAAAACACCAAUAAUGUCGAGAUAUGCAAAUCCAGGGGCGCAGACGAUAUUCCUCAGCCAAUCAGAACGAACACCAAGAAAUGUGGAUAUAUCGAUGGGUACUUAUAGUAUCGCUGAUAGUGGAUCGACCUAUGCUCCACUUCCACCGCCCGAUCCAAAUCCACACGCAUCUUUUAUGACUGUCUGCCGCCCACCAUCGCAUCAUGGUCAAUAUAUUACUUUCUAUGCGCCCCCGCCAAGUGCGGCUAGCUUCUCGACCUAUGGUGUUGUCAAGCCGGUCGUUUUCCGGUCUUCUUCAAGAUCGAAUAAGUUGAAGCACGGGAAUCAUAGCCGCGAUUGUGACUCCUUUGAGUGGAUUAUCCAACCGAAAUUCCUAUUGAUGCUGAAAGUUCUAGCGAUAGUCAACGGGUAUCAAUUUUUAGUCGAACGGAAAACCGUACCAAAAGCCGAACUAAACACCGAAAAGACCGGCCAUUACUUGCACCUUCAAAUAGCCUCUUUGAACCUGCCGAAGACGCCGGCGAAACUAAAGAAGGUGAUGACUGCUGGCGGGUUGAAGGACGUG